GAUCGGUAUACUACUGUGCCUUGCCAUUUUAAUAGACACUACAGCGGCCGUACCGAACAACCAUUAUUACAUGUAAUACGCGGAUCGAACACUUAUCGAAAGGAGGAUGGUUUUGGUAACUGCAGGGAUGAGGCGUGGGUUCUCGGUUCUAUUCAAUCCUCGGUAUAAAGCUUUCCAACUGGAGUUCGGGGAACAGGCUUUGGCCAGGUCACUGGACCCCCUCACAUCCGCGUCGUGGAAGCACCAUGGAUCCCGACCACAACCUCCCUCCCAUUUCUACUGGACAGUCCUCCCAGUCUCAGCGACAGCCUUCUCAACCCCAAGUCCAAGAGACCUCGCCGUUCGUGGAACCCGAACAUGUUGACAAAGGAGAUAGUCCGCAGAGUCAGUCAGAGUCGGUGACCGAAAAGCCCCUCCUCGGCACUUCAGAGGAAUAUACACCAAUCCGUGGUCGAUAUCCAGAAUUUCCAGUUGAGCCUUCUCGACCUCCUCCGGUUGCAAGAAAUAGCCAGAGGGACGAACGCAUCACGCGUGGAACAUCGCGUCGUUCACUUGUUCGUCCCAAUUCAUCAGGCAUAGGCUGGAUAGUGCCCGAAGUUGAGGAUAAACCUCAUCGGCAUACAAUCGGAUACCGACUCGCUCCAACUAUUGCUAAUGCGAAGAUUGAAAGGGAUCGAUACGCCGCAAAAGCGCGAGCCACGGGCCUCGCAUUGAACAUCGCGAUAGGCAUGCAAGUACUGCUUGGUGCACUCACCACUGGUAUAUCGGCAUCUUUAUCGGGUAAACAGAUUUCGAUCGGCAUAUCUAUUCUUGGCGGCUUGACGACAUUGGUCGCUUCCUAUCUCGCUCGCACACGGGGAUCAAACGAACCAGAACUAUCCAUAACUCGCGUUAAGGACCUAGAUCAUUUCUUGAGAGACUGUUCAGCUUUCGAUAUGGACAAGGGGCACGAGUAUGGUACACCUGAGCUAGAUGCUCAGUUAGACCAUCUCAGAAAAAGAUUCGAAGAACUUCUUGGAAACGCUGAUGGGCAGCGAAAACUAUCCCCGCCAGCCUGAAUAUAGUUGUUAUGACGCACAUUCUACGACAUCCAUCCGUUUUGUCACGACACCACUCUUUGAGUGAUCAUCACUUCAAUUCAGCGGUUCUCUCACGAUACAUACUACGUUCUUCCAAAUACGAUAUCAUUGUAAGUUACCACUUGUUUGAUCAUGCACGAACUAUUCUUGGACACGAUUUCUUAAAAGUUCGAAUAAGAUACUGGACCACUGCCUUUGUGAGGUAAACGCCGCGUGAAUAUCUGGUUUGUCGCGGAGCGAACCACAAACGGUGUUGGAGCCACCACCUUUCCUAAUUGAUGCACGUGUUAUCGUCUGCUUAACAUCAUGUGCGUGGGGAGUGACGCCUUAUUUUUAUCUCAUC
Suillus bovinus is the source of this 1422-nucleotide messenger RNA. RefSeq lists its product as uncharacterized. Bases 246 to 1058 code for a protein of 270 amino acids. The record is from RefSeq and is a predicted model, not a curated record. The transcript is spliced from 6 exons. NCBI's taxonomy places the organism in Eukaryota, Fungi, Basidiomycota, Agaricomycetes, Boletales, Suillaceae.